AUGCAGACGGACGCGGACCGGCAACCGAUCGUAAUCGACCUCACCCAUAUCGACGACGAUUCCACAGAUUUUUCAUCAAGUAACGACGAGUCAAGUCUUCCAAACACCCCCGAAGGAACUGCUGAUCAGAGACAUCCAUCAGAGCCAAGCAAGAUGCGUCGCGCCAGAAACAACGGAUCGGGAAAGGACACCUCGUCGGCCGGGAACACCUCGUCAGCCUCGUCUACCCCGGCAAAGAAGAAAGUCCCCCCUUCUUCUAGUUCCCCGAUUGAUUCCAACCUGACCGAAACUGAUGGCACUAUCGGAGGAUUGACCCCGACGUCCGCUCGCAAAGCCAUAUUGGCAGCCUAUGACAAACUCAAUAGAACGCGCGGCAUGGAGCAUAUCAUCUCCAGGAAGAUGAUAGAUGAUAUGAAGGAGCUGUUGACACCCAUUCUGGCGGGAACCACCGUGACAUUCACAAACAGCACUGUGUACAAGGCCAUCAGCUCCGUUCUGACCGCCCGAGUCAAGGAGGGAGACCUGUCGCAGGUAAUCCCAGAGUCGACCUGUUGGGCGGCGGCAUUGAGAUGCGUCGCAUUGCCUCUCACGGAAGGGCAGGGCCCGGAAAAUUCCUUCAGGAAAGACCUGAAGGUAAGAAGCACCAUCAUGGACAUGAUGGAAGUGAUUAGCAAGAUAUUGGAUGGAACGAUGCCGUCAGAGAUACUUCAACAGGCUCCCUUCCUGAGACGCACGGAUUCGAUCAAGUACGAGAGCCAGAACGCCAUUUCAGCAUUCAAAUACUUGAUUGGCAGAGAUGGGUCGUCGAGCUCCGACGAUGAGGAAAAGAGCAAGGCACCCGUCGAGGGAAACACAUCCUCGACUGAUAGCAAUAUCAAGGGUUCUAACGAAGUGGUCGUCGACAAGACCCCAUCGCUAUUCAACGCAAAUCCAGAGACUAAGAACACGGAGCCUGGUCAUUCCCCCCGUCUUCCUCCUACAAUGACAGGUGAUAGUGUUCUUGGACGCAGAGUACAGCUUCCGACCAUGGGAUCCUCACCGUUCGGAUCCCUACCGCUCGGAUCCUCACCGUUCACUCGGAAAUUCGGCAGCUCCCCACCCGUGAGCUCACCAUUAGCAACGAAUAAUUAUAUUGCUAUCAACGCAAGCAACUCAGUUCACGAGAGUACAGCUAAGCCGACCCCUGCUACUACUAAGAACAAGACAAUCCAGUCUGAUGCCACCUCUCAACCAAAGCCAGUUCAGUCUGAUGACACCAGCCAAUCUACCCCGACCGACACAACGUCAGCUGAACUAAAUACAAAGGGUGCCGAGUCUUCAGCUAUCCCGACAGCCGAGCACAGAUGGGUCACAUCCAACUCUCAGGGAAGUCCGAUCCUCAAUAAUAAAUUCACCGAUCCGGCAGUCACGAGCCUUAAAAGACCUUUGGUCGACAGUCGAUGGGGGACAUCCCCGGCACAGCCAAUGACGGGAAACAUCCGGCAGUCAGAGUACAAGAAGCGAUCGGCAGACGAUGUAUUUGGACCGACAGAUACCAAGGCCAUCCCCGAGAAGAAGCGCAAGCGCUUGCCGCUGUUCGACCCCCCCACUGAGAUGAGAGACAUGGAGGCAGAAUACAAGCAAAUGUGUCACACCCGUCAUGAUCAGCAGCCUUUCGGCAUGGCCCUGCAGACUUCAUCCUUGGACGCGAGCCGUUAUAAUGACACCCAACAGCAGCCCCCUGACGUACCUCAACAGACUCAUUAUGAUGACGACGAAGGCUUGGUCCUACAGCCACAGGAAUCAGACACGGCCCGACUGGAGAUCUCGGAUGUGACACAACAGGACGACACUAUCUACAGAGGAUUAGAUUCCUCGGAGGGAUCAUCGGACGGCGGCAGACAAUCACCUAUUAAGGACAAGGCGGUGCCUCUCAACACCACGCAACGGGCGGCGAUCUUCGACCGUCUGCAUUCGUCAGUCAAGAAGCAUCAGGACGACCAGGGCAUCAAGCUUGACAAGUACAAGCUAAUCAUCGAAUAUUGGAUGGAGGAGCAUAUGGACGACGGACGGGAUCCACUCUCCAAGUUCGAUAGUUGGCUGGAUGGCAAGAUGGAGAAAAAGAAGGCGAGAAAACCCAAGUCGAAAGGAUCUACAAAGUAA
This is a messenger RNA of Colletotrichum abscissum, 2142 nucleotides long. RefSeq lists its product as uncharacterized. Lineage: Eukaryota; Fungi; Ascomycota; Sordariomycetes; Glomerellales; Glomerellaceae. The record is from RefSeq and is a predicted model, not a curated record. The coding region runs from base 1 to 2142 and encodes 713 amino acids. The transcript has a single exon.